Sphaerodactylus townsendi is the source of this 1258-nucleotide messenger RNA. RefSeq names its product sulfotransferase 1 family member D1-like. Bases 231 to 1154 code for a protein of 307 amino acids. Gene Ontology annotation, biological process: sulfation. Gene Ontology annotation, molecular function: sulfotransferase activity. The record is from RefSeq and is a predicted model, not a curated record. Gene Ontology annotation, cellular component: cytoplasm. NCBI's taxonomy places the organism in Eukaryota, Metazoa, Chordata, Lepidosauria, Squamata, Sphaerodactylidae. The transcript is spliced from 7 exons.
UUGCAGAACUAGAAAUGGGGCUGAAAUGACGAAGUCAGGCUAUUUCCUGGUGUAUAACAUUACAGCCUGGAGAAAUCUCAUUGGAGACAAAUGGAAUUUGAACCACUCACAGAAGGAAGCUGGAAAAAAAACUCACCUGAGAAGAUAACUCCAGGGCAAAGGAUUGAGGAGGACACUAUUUUCUUUGGAGUUGAUUAUAUAAUAUUCGUAGCAUAGCCUGGAAGGGCACCAUGGCCAGUCACAAGGACUACAAAGAAGCCCUGCAUGAACACCCGGAGGUCUUCCGGAGGUAUCCGCUGGUUCCAGUCCAUGGAGUCCCCCUAAUGGAACCCAUAGCUCAACAAUGGGGUCCCAUUGAAAAUUUUGAAGCCCGGCCAGAUGACCUGCUCAUCUCUACCUACCCCAAAGCAGGUACCACGUGGAUGCAGGAAAUCGUUGAUUUGAUUUAUGCUGGUGGCGACAUAGAGAAAGCACGGCGAGCUCCCACGUAUGUCCGGAUUCCAUUUCUAGAAAUCUGCUCCCCACCUCCUUUGCCGUCAGGGGUUGAUACACUGGUGAACGCACCGUCUCCUCGUGUUAUCAAAACACACCUACCUUUCCAGCUUGUCCCUAAAAGUUUUUUGAAAAAUAAAUGCAAAAUUAUCUAUGUUGCUCGCAAUGCUAAGGACAACUUAGUCUCCUAUUUCUUCUUUGACCGGAUGAAUUUGACACAGCCGGAGCCAGGGCCAUGGGAUGGCUAUGUUAAGAAAUUCAUGGAGGGCGAAGUUGCAUGGGGCUCUUGGUAUGACCAUGUCCGGCUUUACUGGGAUGAGAUGGCAAACCACCGUAUCCUUUAUGUCUUCUAUGAGGACAUGAAAGAGGACCUGACCCGUGAGAUCCGCCGUUUAAUGGAUUUCUUAGAGGUUGACUUGCCUGAGGACGUUGUUCAGAAGAUCACUCAUCACACCUCCUUUCAGGUCAUGAAGGACAAUCCCAUGAGCAAUUACAGUACUUUCCCCGACGCCCUCUUUGACAAGAAGAUUAGCCCUUUUAUGAGGAAAGGUGAAGUUGGUGACUGGAAGAAUUAUUUCACAGUGGCUCAAAGGGAGAUAUUUGACGCUGAUUACGAGCUCAAGAUGAAAGGAACGACCCUGCGUUUCCGAGAUGUAUUGUAGACUCAAAGAAUCAUCUUCCAUGGGAUUUUCUUUUCCUGGAGCGAAUGCUUUGCAUUUUUUGUAAUCAUGAAAGUGGGUGCUAUUAAAUGCUCCGUGUGAAAUGA